Bufo gargarizans (Asiatic toad) is the source of this 1140-nucleotide messenger RNA. Its product is annotated as olfactory receptor 11L1-like. The transcript is spliced from 2 exons. Gene Ontology annotation, molecular function: G protein-coupled receptor activity; olfactory receptor activity. Lineage: Eukaryota; Metazoa; Chordata; Amphibia; Anura; Bufonidae. The record is from RefSeq and is a predicted model, not a curated record. Gene Ontology annotation, cellular component: membrane. Gene Ontology annotation, biological process: G protein-coupled receptor signaling pathway. The coding region runs from base 1 to 1140 and encodes 379 amino acids.
AUGUGCUGUUUCGAGGUCAGGCAGUGGCAGCUCAUCCGAGACUUUCAGGUGCUGAAGCCCUUCGAAGAGGCCACAAAAUCUGUCAGCAGGAACAAGUUGUCUGAACAAAUUUGGAAAGUCUUCUCCAUGAAUAUGGAAUAUCACAAUUUUACUAAAGUGACUGAGAUUUUGCUCUUGGGAUUUCAGAAUUUACAAAGUUUUACUCUUUGCUUCUUUUUCCUUCUUCUGGCAAUCUUCUGUGUGACGAUAUGUGGAAACCUCCUCAUCAUUCUGGUGGUGUCCUACAGCAGAUCUCUCCACUCUCCCAUGUACUUUUUCCUCACGCAACUCUCCCUCACAGAUAUUCUUCUCUCCACCACCAUUGUACCCAACACGCUCUACAUUCUCUUGAAUAAAGUAAGUUCUGUGCUUUUUAUUGAAUGCUUGACUCAAUUUUAUGUUUUUUCAGCCUCCGAGGCAUUAGAAUGUCUUCUCCUGACCGUGAUGUCCUAUGACCGGUAUCAGGCCAUCUGUAACCCUCUACAUUACCCCAUGGUCAUGGACCUCACAUUUUGUGUAAGAGCCAUUUUAUUCUGUUGGUUGGUAAUUUUAGCUACAGUGUUGAUGAUUUAUUUGACAGUGAAUUGUUUGGAUUUUUGUGGACCAAAUAUCAUUGACCAUUUCUUCUGUGACUUGGAACCUUUACUGGAGCUUUCCUGCUCAGAUACUUUUAUAAUGAAAUUGGAGACUUUGUUUCUGGUUAUUUUCCUUGCGAUUUGUCCUGUUAUAGUUAUAAUAGUUUCCUAUGUGUACAUUAUCUUCACCAUACUGAAGAUCCCCUCUGUGACCGGGAGGCAGAAGACCUUCUCCACCUGUAGUGCCCAUCUCAGUGUGGUGGCUCUAUAUUAUGGAUCCCUUAUUACCAUUUAUGUGUUUCCACGCAAGCAAAAUGCAAAGACAUUUCUGUCCCUGUUCUACACUGUAGUAACUCCGUUCCUUAACCCUAUGAUUUACAGUCUGAGUAAUACCGAUAUUAAGCAGGCUUUUAAAAAAAUGUUGACUAACUUUUUUGCAAUAUUUCAUGACAAUCGGACUAUUGGCCUUUCUGCCUUACUUUUUAAAGAGAGACACCUCCCUCGCCUUUUUAAAUCCAAUAAUUAG